AUGUUGGUAGUGGGGAGCCACGACUUCGAAAUCCCCAGCCAUCCCACACAAAAACGGAUAUGUCGCUUGAGCCAGUUCACUGAUUAUCACUCGAAUCAGGAUAGGACAACGGCUAACCGACUUGGGGCGUAACGCCACUCAAGCGGUACAAAGGGUUUUCAACCUGAGAUGCCUAAGCCUUCAACACUGAUUUCCUUUUUUGAGGGUUUUAAACGAAGUAUUAAAAAUUCAUGACCUAGUACAAUUUUUGAUUUGUGAUGAAAGGCAGUGACAAAAAAAAAAUCUCAUCAUGUGCUUCAGUGGACAAAAAACUCAGUUUAACCCUCUCAAUAUUAAUCGAGCUAGAUACAUAGUAAACUGAAAAUAACUUUGAGUGUUUCUAGUUAUACAAUGCAUAUUACAAACUUUACUGAAUUGCCGCUGUCAUUUCCAACUUUCAACCGGAAAUGUUGCAGUACUGUUCCGGAUGUCUUUGAAGUUCAAAAAACGUCGUCGCGAGCACUUGAAAAGCCUCCCAUGUUCUGCGGGCAUCCGCGGAAUCCUGCACGCGGAAAAACGACCGCGUCGACGUAA
Messenger RNA from Caenorhabditis auriculariae, 573 nucleotides. The record is from the annotation of a GenBank genome assembly. NCBI's taxonomy places the organism in Eukaryota, Metazoa, Nematoda, Chromadorea, Rhabditida, Rhabditidae.